Fusarium coffeatum is the source of this 1872-nucleotide messenger RNA. RefSeq lists its product as uncharacterized. The record is from RefSeq and is a predicted model, not a curated record. NCBI's taxonomy places the organism in Eukaryota, Fungi, Ascomycota, Sordariomycetes, Hypocreales, Nectriaceae. The transcript has 3 exons. Gene Ontology annotation, molecular function: DNA-binding transcription factor activity, RNA polymerase II-specific; zinc ion binding; DNA binding. The coding region runs from base 1 to 1872 and encodes 623 amino acids. Gene Ontology annotation, biological process: DNA-templated transcription; regulation of DNA-templated transcription.
AUGUCUACUAUAACCGAAAAACGCAGCCAAGUCUGCGAUAAUUGCCGAUUCCGUAAGGUCAAGUGUGAUCGGGGCUUGCCCUGCAAGAACUGCAGCAUCGGGGAUCUUCGGUGUCAGUAUCGGCAUAGUAUUCGGAGGAAAGGUCCUAAGCAGGGCCAAGGGAGACGACAGGCGCAGUUGAGACAGGGUCUUGGGGGUGAUGGGUUCCAGUUUCAGAUUGUUACGCCGAGAGAGACUGGGCCGAGCAGAAGCGAGUGCGAGUCCCAGGCACAAACAGAGACAUGGGACCAGACAGACACACAACCACACGCACAGUCACAAGCAGAGUCACAACCACAGACUCGAGCACAAGAACAACAACAACAACCAUUACCGGGGACCAUUCCGGUCUCACAACCAGAUUUGAAUGAGACUCAUCACAUUGGACCAGACAUCCCAAGCCUAUCCAAUGACUCAAUCCUCGAAACCGAAGACCUCUGCAAACGCAUGUCUCAAUCCCUCACCGCCCACAUCCAACUCUUCCAGCGCUUCCUCUACCCAAUAAUGCCAGUCGUCGACGACGACAUCCUCGCCGACGCAGCCCGCCUAAGCGAAAUACCACCAUCACGAUACGCUCUCAUACUAGCGAUAUGUGCUGCUACACGAAUGCAGCUACGACUAGACAAACGCAUUGAUGGCUCCGACAAUGAGCUUAAUGCUGAGAUUCCACCCGAACCACAAUUGGAUGGGGAUGUUCUGGUGAAGCUUGCUGAGAAUUGCCUUCGGGAGUAUAGUGUCAUUGAUGAUACUAGUCUGGAUUCUAUACUUGUUUCUUUUUUCCUCUUUGCGAGUUAUGGAAAUCUCAAUGAUUCGCGUCAUGCGUGGUUUUAUCUUAAUCAGAGUAUUACUCUUGCUCAAGCACUUGACCUUACUCGAGAGUCAGGUUAUUACGGGUUACCCGAUGGAGAGCGGGAGAAGAGAAGACGAGUAUUCUGGCUACUCUUUGUUACAGAACGUACCUUUGCCCUCCAACACCGGCGAUCAGUCAUGCUCCGAAGCACAGUCAACAAACCCCAAGUAGUAGACUCCAACUGCCCCGUCGUAAUGCACGAUUUCAUAAACCACAUCCGCCUCUUCGAAUCCCUCCCCUACUCACUAUACGAAUGGCAGCCCGAGAACGACGACCGGCGCUUCGAAGAUUUGAAGCUCGUCAACACCAUCAAUGAUAAAUUAUGCAGCGUCCAGCCUGAGCAAUCUAUCAUUGAGAGCCAACGCUUCGAUACUCUAAUCACACAACAGUGGCUGAGGAUUUCCAUGUGGAGGAUAGCGUUUGGGCAGAAUCCGUCUUCUGCUUCUGGGUUUGGACUGUUGCUGCCUCCUGCGCUGCCUAUGGAUGCGGGAAAGAUUAUUAUGGCUGCUUUGGGAUCUGUUGGGACAAAGUCUAAGGAUUGUCAUGGCAUUGGAAUGGAGCAGAAGUUGUUUGAUGUCGGAGUCAGUCUCGCCGACACAGCGCAACUACCAGGCUGGUCAUACAACGCCCUCGACAACGGUCCUCGAGAUCUACUCUCGGUAGUCAUCCACGCUUUAUCCACUGUUCGGGGAUCACAAUCACAUCUACUUCCCAAUUUGCUAAAGCACUCAGAGACAUUAUUUGCAUUAUCAGACCCGAAUGCUCAUAUUGACCUGCAGUGGGAUAUGCUUGGUGAUGCAAGGAAUGCAAUUGUUGAAGAAGUUUCGGAGGAGAGUGAGAGCUCUGUUGACUCUUUGGCUUGGAUACCGGAAAGUGGACUUGAUUUGUUGGACUUGAGUACACCUGUUGCGACGACUACUUGGGAUGAUGGAAGUAUUACUUGUGAAGCGUUUGAUCCUGAUAUUGGGUUGUCUUUUGAUUGA